CGAUUACUGAUUAGUAAUUAUUGCUUGUUAAAAAAAAAAAAAUUGUUAAUUGUAAUUGAGAUAUGAGACGAAAUUAAAUAAAGAAUUAGAAACAAGCUUCUUGUGCAAUGUGUUUUUUUUCCUAAAUAAUAAUUCCAGUUAAAAUUUGUACGUUUUACUUAAAACAUUUUUCUCCGUUCCCAUUGUUAAAAAAAUGAGUUCAAUUGAAAGCGUUAUUCAGAGUGGCUAUUUUAACGAUACACUGAGAGAAUGGCAAUGUCAAAAUACGUAUAUUACAUCGUCAAAUUUGAUGUAUCCGAUUUUUAUUUUAGACGAUGAGGAUAUUAAAGAAGAAAUAAAGUCUAUGCCUGGAAUUUUUCGCCAAGGGUUAAAACACUUAAAAGCGUCAUUAGACCCGGUGGUGGAAUCUGGACUUAAAUCUCUAUUGAUCUUUGGAGUAAUUAAUAGAUUACCUAAAGACGAGCACGGAACACACGCAGAUUCCCCUGAAAAUCCGGUCAUACAAGCUUUGCCUUUAUUAAAACAAUGGUAUCCAAACUUAACAAUAGCAUGCGAUGUAUGUCUCUGUUCUUAUACUACCUACGGACACUGUGGAAUUAUUGAAAACAAAUAUAUUGACAAUGAGAAAAGCAUUAAGCGUUUAGGAGAAAUAGCCUUGUCUUAUGCCAUAGCUGGGGCUGAUAUUGUUGCUCCGUCUUGUAUGAUGGACGGAACUGUGAAAUCAAUAAAACAAAAAUUACUAGAAGGAGGUCUGUUAAGUAGAGUUGCAGUUUUGUCGUACGCUGCCAAAUAUUGUUCAUCGUUUUAUGGACCUUUCAGAGAUGCCGCUAAUUGUGCUCCCAGUUUUAGCAACCGAGCUUCUUAUCAGCUUCCGGUUGGAAGUUCGAGUCUCGCAGAAAGAAUAGUGGAUAGAGAUGUUACAGAAUGCUGUGAUAUGUUAAUGGUUAAGCCGGCAAUGAUGUAUUUAGAUAUUGUUUCAAAAAUCAAAAACAAAUAUCCCAACAGACCUUUGUUUGUGUAUCAGGUAUCAGGAGAGUAUGCGAUGAUCCAUCAUGCUGUUCAAGCAGGUGUUUACACUCUGAAAAACGGGUUGUUAGAAAUAUUAAAGAGUAUGAGACGAGCAGGAGCCGAUGUAGUUGUAUCUUACUACACUCCGGAAAUAUUGGCAUGGUUAAAACACAGUUCUCCUUUGUAGUUAUCAUGCGAUACCAAAUACAAAGUAUUGAGUUUUUGUUUAUUAUAUACUUGUAAUAGAAAUAUUAUAAAGAUUAAAACAUUAUUUUCUUAAAAUUUUUAUAUUGUGGUCUUUAUGGUCUAAAUAAUAAAAAAAAACUUGUACUUGUUACAAUUUAAUUUUUAUAAUCUAAAUGUUAAUAUAUAUUAUAAAUAAAA
Messenger RNA from Adelges cooleyi (spruce gall adelgid), 1392 nucleotides. Its product is annotated as delta-aminolevulinic acid dehydratase. Bases 194 to 1195 code for a protein of 333 amino acids. Gene Ontology annotation, molecular function: zinc ion binding; porphobilinogen synthase activity. The record is from RefSeq and is a predicted model, not a curated record. The transcript is spliced from 8 exons. Lineage: Eukaryota; Metazoa; Arthropoda; Insecta; Hemiptera; Adelgidae. Gene Ontology annotation, cellular component: cytosol. Gene Ontology annotation, biological process: heme biosynthetic process.